Molecule: messenger RNA, 1448 nt
Organism: Eucalyptus grandis
Lineage: Eukaryota; Viridiplantae; Streptophyta; Magnoliopsida; Myrtales; Myrtaceae
Product: mitochondrial arginine transporter BAC1
Exons: 8
Coding region: 203-1120 (305 amino acids)
Biological process (GO): mitochondrial L-ornithine transmembrane transport
Molecular function (GO): L-ornithine transmembrane transporter activity
Source: RefSeq, a predicted model, not a curated record
AAGAUUCUCUCUCUCCUGCGCUGCAACUUUCGUCCUACUCCACUCUCUCUCUCUCUUCCCGCACUGCACGAUCCCACCAAAGGUGGAGAGAGAGAGAGAAGAGAGAGAGAGAUGGAGAUGGAGAUGGAGAUGGAGAUGAGGGUAGCUCGAAAGCGGUAAUCUUGUUCAAGGGGGAGAGAGAGAGGGGGAGGGAGGGAGAGAUAUGGCGGCGAGCUCAGGCUACAAGGAGUAUGUCGCCGGCUUGGUCGCCGGAGUCGCCACCGUGAUCACCGGCCACCCCUUCGACACCGUCAAGGUGAAGCUUCAAAAACACAACACUGAAGUUGGUGGAAUCAAGUAUAGGAAUGGUUUACACUGUGCUGCACGAGUCCUACAAACAGAAGGAGUUAGAGGUUUGUAUAGAGGAGCUACUUCAUCCUUUGUUGGAAUGGCCUUUGAGAGUUCACUUCUUUUUGGAAUUUAUUCACAAACAAAACAGUCUUUGCAGAGGGGCUUGCAAACUGAUUUGCCUCAACCCAAAGUUAUCAUUCCUGCUGCGGCAUAUGGUGGAGCAAUCAUCAGUUUUGUAUUGUGUCCUUCUGAGCUAGUGAAGUGUAGGAUGCAAGUUCAAGGCACUGAUUCGGCUGUUCCGAAAUCCAGUAGAUACAGUGGUCCUCUAGAUUGUGCCAUCAAAACCGUAAAAGCUGAAGGGGUUACAGGAAUUUUUCGUGGAGGCUUUACCACAUUGUUGAGGGAAUCGAUAGGAAAUGCCUUCUUCUUUAGCACUUAUGAGUAUGUUCGUCAUUACAUGCACUUGCAAUUGCAUCGGAACUCUGAUUCAUCUCAGCACAGGCAUCUCGUUGAUAUUGGUAUUGGGAUUGUGACUGGUGGUCUUGGUGGUGUAGCUUUUUGGUCUGCUGUUUUGCCCUUGGAUGUGGCAAAAACGAUAAUUCAGACUGCCCCUGAUAGAGAUGCUCCAAGAAAUCCUUUCAGAGUCUUAAGCUCAAUUUAUAAGAGAGCUGGACUCGGAGGGUGUUAUGCAGGAUUUGGUCCCACUAUAGUUCGGGCAUUUCCUGCUAAUGCAGCUGCUAUUGUCACCUGGGAACUGGCCAUGAAAGUAUUAGGUAUUCGGCAUGACUGAGGGUAUCCAUUCAUUGGGUGGAAAUUUUCAAAUGCUUAUGUUACUGCUACUGAUUGCAAAAGCAUGGGAGGUUCUUGGACAAUAAUGCAUUAUUUGGAAAGUGGCCUUUCGUAUUUCAUUCGAUUCUAUGGCCGAUGACUUUGAUUUCCAUCCUUUUCAAACUUACUAUUUAGUUACAGUGGCUGUGUGUUUUGCUGGUAUCUUGAUUCUGAGAUUGUAGGGUGUAAGUUGAGUCAAUCUUAUAUCACUUCACAAGAUCAGAAUUGAUCAGGAAAAGUGAUAUAAGGCUCCCUUCAUUUUCAUUUACUGAUGGAAUGGCUUUACGACC